Messenger RNA from Annulohypoxylon truncatum, 1000 nucleotides. Its product is annotated as 3-oxoacyl-reductase. Gene Ontology annotation, molecular function: oxidoreductase activity, acting on the CH-OH group of donors, NAD or NADP as acceptor. The record is from RefSeq and is a predicted model, not a curated record. The transcript is spliced from 3 exons. The coding region runs from base 68 to 856 and encodes 262 amino acids. NCBI's taxonomy places the organism in Eukaryota, Fungi, Ascomycota, Sordariomycetes, Xylariales, Hypoxylaceae.
CAUAGAGCCGAGAAGACGUAGGGAGGCGUAUAGAUUGGAAUUUAUACCUUUAGAUGUCAUUGUCUGUAUGGACUACGACUUCAAGAUGUCUUCGAGUUCCAGCCUUGCGGGUAAAGUGAUACUCCUUACUGGUGCAGCAAGCGGGAUUGGAGGGGGCACAGCUAUAAAACUCCAUAAACUUGGAGCCGUACUUGCUAUCACAGACAUCAAUGAAGCCGGCAUCACCCAGACCCUUGAACUCUGUGGCGGCGGCGGCAACGAUUCAAAGCAUCACACCAGCCUGGUUCUUGAUGUAUCGAACGCAGCUGAUGUAGCACAGCGCGUAGCAGAGAUCGUGACUAAGUAUGGGCACAUUGAUCACGUAUUCAACUGUGCCGGAGUUAAUCCCACAUCCAUGCCCCUGACAGAGACGAGCGAGGAAUAUUUCGACAAGCUCGUUGGCGUGAACUUGAAGGGGAUGUACAAUGUAACAAAAGCCACCAUACCACAUAUGACGACGCCGGGCGGCAGCUAUGUUAACGUCAGCUCCAUAUCCGGGUGGAAUCCUUGCAAGGGAACUGCCAUCUACUGCGCUACCAAGUUUGGCGUCAUCGGGUUUAGCAAAUGUAUGGCCCUCGAACUAGGUCCCAAGAAUAUACGCGUGAACGUUAUCACGCCCGGUUACAUUGAUACCCCUACCAAUGCUGGAAUCGUCAAGGGCACGCCUGAAGCGAGAAAGGGGAUGGAGCAGGGCAACGCACUAGGUAGAAUGGGCACGCCAGACGAUAUUGCGGGUGUCGUGGCUUUCCUGAUGAGCGACGAAGCCAGGUAUAUGAAUGGUAGUGUAGUCGGGGUCGAUGGAAUGCUGAAUACAUGAAACUGUCGAUUUAGACACAUCGGAGCGCAGUGCUAUAAUACCCCUUGGUUCGAAUUCUUAUUUACGUGGCCACAAGCUACAUAGAUAAUAUUAUACCUUCAGACACCUAAGGCAACAGUGUACGUCGAAAAGGCAUCAUCAGAA